Dichomitus squalens LYAD-421 SS1 is the source of this 2463-nucleotide messenger RNA. RefSeq lists its product as uncharacterized. The annotation marks the transcript as partial. The transcript is spliced from 6 exons. The record is from RefSeq and is a predicted model, not a curated record. NCBI's taxonomy places the organism in Eukaryota, Fungi, Basidiomycota, Agaricomycetes, Polyporales, Polyporaceae.
UUCCGGGAUGUUCUACAAAACCUGGAGCUACAUGGUCAGACCUGGGGCGACUUCGUAGAAUGGAUCUCCAUGCCUACCUCAGGUGUUGCCAAGGAGAGAUACGACGGGCUUUUCAAGAAUCGAGACCGCCAGACCGGGGAGUCUCAAGUCGCGCGCAUCCUAGACCUGUGGACCACCAAAAACUCUCAGACUGGCCGCCGGGAUGUUCACGGUUGGGCUACAAAGUACCUGGGAAAGGUGGUCAGCGAGGAAGCGAACGCAGUCACCCGAGACGGUGUGCUCAUGACCAGGCGGCAGCCAAUCACGGGGCAAUUUUUCCUCGCCCUCACACUCUCCUCCAUCCACCAGAAGAUCCGCGAGUUGUGUCCUACAAUGACGAUUAUCUUGCAUGCUUUCAGCACCACUCAGCGCCAGCAAAAAGCGAACAUCGCUGCCCAGAGUGGCCGAGAGAAAGCGCGACGUAUCGGCUUUGCAAUGACCAACCUAUUGGGAGAACGCAGUGAAAACAAUAGCCUUGCGAGACAUCUCGUCGGGCUUUACAUGUAUGUCAGUGGAGCCUCACGUCAGUUAAUAUCAAUCAUGUCUAGGAUCGGGGUCUCCAGUAGCUAUGCUAGUAUAGCUGGCAGUCGCAACAUUGAGGUUUCUGAGUCCCAAACGAGGAGCAGAUGUGGAGAAUCUCAAGGCGCGCGAAGCGCGAUCGAGGACGCGAUCGAGCGCGCUGCACUGGCGCCCACGCGCGCUACAGGCCUCCUCUCGCGCGGUGCUGGUUUGCUCCGACGUAUAUCAGAAUCCUGCCGGCACACUGCUCGGGAACGCGGGGAAAGCUCCCUGCUUGGGCAUGUAUACGACAAUAUCAACAUGGUUUUCAAAGUGGCCGAACAAAUUUUAGGGCGCAAGGACACCCAGGAGAACGGGACAUGCGCGACUGUGUUCCCUCUCGACAACGCUGACCCCGAAGACAUGAAGGCAGCAGACCUCCUAGCCGCGUUCGAUGCAGCAGACCCCCUGGCUAUGCGCGACAUCUGUCAUACCCCUGCUGAGGCCCAGCAAUUCCGGAAAUCGCUUGAGCACUCCCUCCUCCGUACGAUUGUCUACAGCUCUGAACAUUUUGCCCCCUUCCGCGCCAAACUCGAUGCUUGCCUCCCAGGAACUGAUGACCAGAUGCGCCUUAGAAGAACUGAUACGUACCCUUUGCCUGCGAUGAAUAUUGACGAGUCCAGCACCACCGGAAAUGCCGAGGUCCUUGACACGAUGUUCACGGAGCUCGAGUAUGCGCGUCGCCGACCCAUGUUCCCGGGCUAUUCAACACUUCUUUUUGGCGACCAGCUAUCUAUUUCUCGAACGCGCACCAUUAUAGCUAACCGCGCAGGCCAUGAGGAUAUCAGACGGUCCUACGCCAAUAUCGUUUUUGGUCCAGGCUUCUUCCACCACCAGAUGGCUGUCACGCACGGCAUCAUCGAAACUCACUUUGGCGACCCUACUGCUGGACAUCGCAACCCGGCUUCCCUCUCGUUUUUUAAUACUGUCCUAGAUCGCAAGCCCAUCGUCCCAUCUUCCCUUCCACCAUACCGAACGUGUCGCGAUCUCAUCUUCACCAGUCUGUCGGCCUCUGCACUACACUGCCUCGAGCUUGUUUCCGGCUCAGACUCUUUGGAGCAGUACGUCACCAAGCUCUCCUUCAAAAAACUGCGCAGCGAUGACGAGGUUGCAGAGCGCGUCCGCCACCAUGCCAUGACCACUGUGCCGAACGCAGCUUCCACCCCGCCCUUCGACCCGCUUUCCGAACCCCUGAAAACUGGCGACAUGGUAUUCGAAAACGCGUGCCUCUUUAUGCGCGACGCGUUGGUACUCCGUGAAUUCACGGACGCAAUCAAGGGCGGGUUUUCUGGGCGGAUAAUUCGCGCGCUCAAGAUCCUCGCGCUUAUGUACCGAGGAAGUGGCCGCCUCAAGUACGCCCACGAAUGUCUGCACCUCAUUCACAACCUGACGUCUGUUUGGCCCAGACCUCUUCGAGCUAUCAUGAUCAAUAAUUGGCUCGUCAACCCCACAGGUAAGCCAGACGCCUGGGUCCCCGUUGAUCUUCUGCAAGAACACAUGAAUUUUUGGAUCAAGGUUAUUUAUAAAGCGCAGGGAAGCAAUGCGUCCUGGGAGUGGUUGCAGAUGGUCUCGCCUUGUAUCUCCGUCUUUCGCCAACUCGCUCUCCAGAUGAACGCCACCCUCGGAGCACGCCUUGGCACCAAGCACCAAUCUCCGGACCUUCAAAAGGACUUGGAAUUGUUGUCUAACUCGAUGCGCGAGAACGGUAUCUUCCAUGUCGAACCAGGACGCGUUCUCCGCGCUAUGACGAGCGCCGAGGUGCCAAACGUGGUUGCCACUGGUCUCAAGCAGCUCCCAGGUCCCCUAUUCGAGUACAAUAAGAUGUUCCAUCAAUUACAACGCCGCCGUCGUGAGACUCCUCUCGUC